UGACUUUCUUCCAGAAUCAAAACACUGGAUUUUCAGCCGUAUUUUUGUAAAAAAUGGGCUAUUUGCGGUAGGCCAGUCACUUUUUUUUUUGUUUUUCGAAGUAAUCAUAAUUUUUGAUCUGAGCACGCCAAAUUUUGCCAAUUUUUGAGAAAUUGAAGGCUCUCGCGCGAUUGAAAAAUACUCAUUAAUCGAUUGGCAGCAUUUUUCAUUUCAUCUGAAUAUUCUAGAGAGGCAAUUUUUUCUCGCAAGACUUGAUUCGAUCAUUUUCGACUCACCCUAAUGAGGCACCUACGUCCUACAUAGUAUGUCCCUAACUCCCUAAUCCUAUUACUGAAAUGGCCGUGACGAUAUUAUUCGGCUAUAACUUUUCACAACUUCAGCUGCAGGGGGGCCGCAAAAUCGAUUUCGUCAACACAAUGUGCGCGAGCCGCCUUUCAAUCAACAGCCUUGUUAUAGAUAGGUAUAGGUAGAUGCGUAUAUAGGAGUAGGUAUUUAACUAUUUUUGUCUCGCAAUUUUUUUCUCCUUGAGACUUCACAUUUUGCAAUUUCGCGUCUGGAGAAAAACCAUUAAGUUUUCAAGGUUUAUAUCGUCGUAUCGCUGUUUAUCCUUAUCGCGUGUUUCAUUUACUCGUACGAACAUUUUUAUUUCUGGUCGAAGCUGACUCGGUGAAAAAAAAACAUUAGGUUUGAUUACAAAUAAGGGGUUGUUGUGCAAAAAUGAGUGAAACACGUGUUGGAGUUAGAAGUAAACAGGUGACGCUAACGUAUGAAGAAUUAAGAGACGAAUACAACUCUGUACUGUCAAAAUAUGAUGCACUGAGGAGAAAAAAUACCGAAUUCGAAGAUUUGGAAAGACGGCUUCGAAAUUUUGAAUUCAAUUUAUCAAAUCACUCGACUGAAUUUACUAAAGAAUUGCUAGCCUUGCAAUUGAAGUAUAAAAUUGUAAUUUCAAAAUGCCAAGAAUUAUGGGAAAAAAACUGCGACUUGAACGAAGAAUUGUUGCGCGAUAAACAGCAGAUUGAGAAUUUGAACUCUGAUUUAAAAAAACUGUUAACAAAAACUUGUGGGGAUUCGCAUGCGAUGGAGAAAACACAUAAAUCUGUACUUUCAGAACGUGAUCAAUUGAGGACUGCCAGUGAAGUACUAAAGAAUCAAGUGGAUCAGCUGCAAAGCACUGUAUCAUCUUUGAGAGAUGAAUUGAAUACAAAAAAUAUGGAAUUUCUCCGAAUGAGAGAAGAAUAUACAAAGGCAACAUCUGUAGAUCAAGAAUUGCGGAAUAAUAUUGAAAGACUGCAGAAAAUAAUAGAUCAACAUUUCAAAGUCGAGGCAGAUAUGAAAAAUAAGUUGGACGUAAACACUAAAAAAUUAGAGGAAGUUGAAAAAGAUAGUACUAACGCUCAUAGGGAUAAUGAAGAUUUCAAAAUACAAAUAGAACAAUUGAAGCUUGCCUUAGAACUAAACAUUGAUAUGGCACAUCAAUGCAAACAAGAAUCUAUAUCAAAAGAUGAAAAAGUCCGGCAAAUGGAAAAAAUGUAUAAAGCUAUGUCCGAGGAAAUUAAAGAAUCCAGACUCAAAAUGGAAUCUUUUACAUAUCAAUUGGGGAAAUGGCAAUACGAAUGUACGAAGACGCAAGAAGAAAAUGAUGCAUUGCAAACCGCGCAUAGAAUAUCAAAAGAAUCCUUGUAUACAAAAAUUGAUAAAUUACGAGCUCAGCUUGAGACCGAGCAAGAGAAAGUUAGGGCAGCUGAGCAGGAAAUUCAAACAUUAAGAGGUCUCAGAGUUGACCCCCGAGAUGAUUGAAAACUCAAUUCCGUACCUAUGCCUGUUAAUGACCUGAUAAAUUCGACAAUUUGAUUGAUAUGUAAGGUACCUCUACCUACCUAUUUGUAUCAUUGGUUGAAGCAUUCCAGUAAAUUUAAGUCAUUUCUGUGGUGUUUAUAUUUCAAUGUUUUUGCAUUUUGUGAGCUCAUAAAAACUACCAUCAGCUAAUAAACUCUAUCAUAUUGCUUAAAUUGUAAAUCGAUUAUUUUUUUUACGCAGAAUCGUACCCACUGAAUAAAUAGGUACCUAAUAAAUGUUUAUCAAUUUAA
Messenger RNA from Planococcus citri (citrus mealybug), 2090 nucleotides. RefSeq lists its product as uncharacterized. NCBI's taxonomy places the organism in Eukaryota, Metazoa, Arthropoda, Insecta, Hemiptera, Pseudococcidae. The record is from RefSeq and is a predicted model, not a curated record. The transcript is spliced from 10 exons. The coding region runs from base 718 to 1800 and encodes 360 amino acids.